Messenger RNA from Hydractinia symbiolongicarpus, 2755 nucleotides. RefSeq lists its product as uncharacterized. The transcript has 16 exons. Gene Ontology annotation, biological process: transmembrane transport. The record is from RefSeq and is a predicted model, not a curated record. Bases 196 to 1284 code for a protein of 362 amino acids. NCBI's taxonomy places the organism in Eukaryota, Metazoa, Cnidaria, Hydrozoa, Anthoathecata, Hydractiniidae. Gene Ontology annotation, molecular function: transmembrane transporter activity.
UGAACAUUUUUGUAAAAAUAGCACUUUUUUGCCUCCGUCGUAAUUCUUGAAACAUCAAUAUUUUGAGCAUCAUAAUUCUUAGCCAAGUUCACAGUUACGUGAACUAAAGUGAGAAAUUCUGCAGUAGCUGAGUAGAGAAAGAGAAGUUACUUGUUGACAAUAUGUCUUGUCUUACAGAUUUGACACUUGUGGAAAAUGAACCUAAAGCAAAAACUUAAGAAUUUGGUUUAUGGCGACAAAAUCACACCAUUGCCGACUGGAACUGCACUUGUUUUAUUUAUCACACUGCUUCUUGGAUCAAUAAUUGUAACAAUGGUCUUUUCGUUUCUACCGGAAUUAGUCAAGUCAUUUGGUGUAUCUGACGUGGGGACAGGUUAUUAUGCCGGCUUAAUUGGCUCAGCUUUAUUCGCCGGUCGUGCAUUCUCAAGCCUAUUCUGGGGUUAUUUGGCCGAUGUAAAAGGCAAAAAAUUUGCAACCAUCCUGUCUGCCACAGCAUUAUCAAUCACCACAUUGGCAUUUGGAUUUAGCACAAGAUUUACUUGGGCUUUAGUGACGCGAUUUCUACAAGGCAUUUUUAUGGGAGUAAAUGUGACUACAAAGGCUAUGAUGGCAGACGUUUGUGAUGACACUAACCAUGCAUUAGGGAUGACGUUACUAAUGAGUACUUACUCCGCUGGAAUUGUCCUUGGACAAAGCAUUGGAGCUUUUUUGGCGUUUCCUGCAGUACACUAUCCGCAAGUAUUUACAAAAGAUUCGCUGUUUGAUCGUUAUGGUGUUCUUCUUCCUCAACUUGCCUUGGUGGUUUCUUUCGCUGUGUUAAUUCCUGUUGCUGUUUACAUUCUACCUGAUGAUAAAAGGCGGAAGAAAGAAGUUCUAACUAAUACGGAGGAACAAUCUCAAACUGAUCUGUUGCUUCAAAAGAGUUCAGACACGACAAAGCCUUACAGUAAUUCAAGAUCAAAGAUCCUAAAAUUAACGCGUAACAAAUCUUGUCUUAUGACCUGGCUUUUGUGUGGAACCUAUCGUCCAAUUGCGAUCGCUUAUGACGAGAUAUUUUCUGUGUUCGCAGCCACAUCUAAAAAAUACGGUGGAUUUGAGUUUACCACUGCAAACAUUGGCGUAGCGCUACUUUUAGUAGCAAUCAUCAGUACCUUCGUUGAAAUACCUACAGCUACAUGGCUUAUUCGCAAAUAUGGCUCGAAAAAAAUCUUUAUAUACUGUACAAUACUUCAGUCAUUGUUGUUUCCGGUAGUUGUUAUUCUAACACAAAUUUCAAAUGUGUAAGUCUUUUUUGUUGGAGGCAAUGCUGGUUGUUUAUAUUCUUCUAUAGGGUUCUGAUAAACCUUUCAUAGAGUAGUGGUUAACCUGUCGGGUUAGUCUAUGGGAUUGUUUACAUUUCUAUGGGGUUUUGGCCGGCCUACUACAGGAAUGAUUUCUAUGGGUUGUGGUUACCCUAUGUGGCCAGUGUUGGUUGCGGUGAGCCAUAAGAACUUAAAAGUAGACUAGCAGACAUUGGAGAUGAGUAGAAUAGGGUUAAACGGAUUUUUACCAAGAUUAGCAAGAUAAUCUAGGAUGGAUUUUUGGUUCCUCUUACCUUUUAAUAAAUUGAGACUAAGUAAUUCUAGUGUUUCAUAUAACCGUGAUGGAUAACUGUUUUAUUAUGCGUCAUAUCAAAGAGAUUUAAAAAGAGAAAAAGACACAUCUAAGCAACAUUCAUUUAAAUUCUAUGCAAAUUUCACAGCGUCAGUUAAAAAAUUGAUAAAUCUUUUAAAAAAUUUAAUCCAGAAGGGGUUGUAUAUUGGUACGUAUAUUUUUCAUUAAAGUUACCGAAUUUUUGGUAUAGAAUCGGUCUUCGGUGACUAUUGUUUCUUUCAUAGUGCAAAAGAAAAGAUGAAUCAUUUGUUACUAUAUUUAAUUAUGCGUUUUUUGUUGGGUGGUUAUAUACCUUUAUUUCUUCGCAUUUUUAUAUCCUGAGAAUGUUUUUUUAUUUUUAUUUUACCAUUUUACCAUUUUAAACGAUCAACUUACGAAAGAAACGAGUUUCUACCACUAGAAAAAUAAUUUAUAAUUUAUGCAGAAAUAAAAAUGGGCAACGGUUACUUUUGUAAUUUACGGACGGACAGACGUAUACGGGUAUUAUAAUAUAGAUUAAAGAUGAGGCUAUUGUUAAACUACAAAACUUUGAACCUACCAAGAUAUCAUACUACUUAAAAGUUUUGAUAUUAAGUGAAUUUGCAAAAUAUCUCAAGUAAUAAUUUAUACUAACUACCUUAUUACAUCAUUAAUGAUAAUGUCAUAAGGUCAGCACAAAAUCUUUGAAGCAUAAUAUCUUGAGAACGAGAAGAGAUUUUUAAAAAAUUCCAAAAAUUAUUCUUCACAACAUAUAAAAAAAAUCAUGUUUGAGCCAGGAAUCCCCAUAAGGGAAACUAGGGUGUCAUUGUAUUUUUUUUUAUAUAGUACAUUAUUUUGGUUUGUUAUAAUUUUAGUGCUGACGAUCAUACGACUCUGCGUGGAAGGUUCUGCAAUAACGAUAGCUUUAUUUUUAAAUAAUUCCGUCGAAGCAGAUUUGACGUGUACAGCUAACGGCAUCGGGAUGACAGUGUCGGCUAUUGGGAGGACCAUUACCCCGUCGUUAUUUGGAUCGCUAUUUUCUUGGUCACUUCACAAUGUUGAAAAGACCGCAAGACAUGAACAAGCUCUUCGUUUCCCAUUCAAUCAAUACUUUGCUUUUUUUAUUUUAGCUUUUUGUGGAAUA